AUGCCUUCAGCCACGAGACAAGAGCCGGUUCCGUUGCGAAAAUGGCGGCGACCUAGCAAAACCCAAGUCGAUCUGCCUUGGGCGGAUAUCCAACUUAUCGACAUAACGAAUUUCGACGCUCCAGGAGAAAAGAAGAGGUUGGCAGAGCAAUUGCGCAAAGCUGUGCAUGAAACUGGAUUCUUUAGUGUCAUAGGGACAGGUCUUACCGAAGAAGAAGUCCAACGACAGUAUAACAUUGGACAAGCAUUCUUUGACUUACCUGUCGAGGAGAAGGAUCAACCUCAGUAUAAGUGUGAUUUUACCGUGGGCAACUAUUUCGGGUAUCGGGCGCCAUAUGAGAAGAAGAUAAUGUCGACAGAGGUCAAGGAUAUUGUGGAAUCUUUCAACAUCGCCAAAUACAUUCCACAAUACGCCAAUGAAGCCCGCCAUCCAUUUUUCGAUGCAUAUCGAGAGGAGAUCGAAGAAUUUUCUCGGAAAGCUUUAAGUAUCGGUAGCAAGAUAUUCACGUUGUUUUCGAUCAUUCUUGACUUGCCAGAAGACUAUUUCUCUUCGAGACAUGAAUAUGAUUCUCCAAGCGAGGACCACCUGCGGUAUAUGACGUAUCAUCCCCGGACAGCUGAGGAAGACGCUCAGGUCGAGAACACAUGGUCGCGAGCACACACAGAUUUCGGAUCUUUGACAUUACUCUGGAGCCAAAAUAUCGCUGGGCUGCAAAUCAAGACCCAAAGUGGUGAGUGGAAGUACGUUCCGCCCGUGGACAACGGCAUCAUCUGCAAUGUCGGCGACACACUCGACUUUUGGUCUGCAGGAUACUUCAAAUCGACAACGCAUAGGGUAGUCCGACCGCCUCCUGAUCAGACAGAGGUGGACCGAUUAGGGUUGUUUUACUUCGUCCGGCCGGGUGAUAAUGUUGAUAUCAAGCCCGUGGCUUCGCCUUUGCUGAAGCAACUGGGCCUUGUGAGAGAAGAUCAGGAAGACGCAGAACCUAUCACUGGACUCCAGUAUGUACGAGAACGAGUGAAGAAUUAUCACAAUCACACCGAUUAUGCAGAUAUGCGAGGUAAGAAAUUCAAGAUUGGGAAUUUGGAGAUCGAGGAUGAAGCAAACUGA
This is a messenger RNA of Exophiala bonariae, 1110 nucleotides long. RefSeq lists its product as uncharacterized. Gene Ontology annotation, molecular function: 2-oxoglutarate-dependent dioxygenase activity. The record is from RefSeq and is a predicted model, not a curated record. Bases 1 to 1110 code for a protein of 369 amino acids. The transcript has 4 exons. NCBI's taxonomy places the organism in Eukaryota, Fungi, Ascomycota, Eurotiomycetes, Chaetothyriales, Herpotrichiellaceae.